This is a messenger RNA of Paramisgurnus dabryanus, 5821 nucleotides long. RefSeq names its product v-src avian sarcoma (Schmidt-Ruppin A-2) viral oncogene homolog (gene src). Gene Ontology annotation, biological process: protein phosphorylation. NCBI's taxonomy places the organism in Eukaryota, Metazoa, Chordata, Actinopteri, Cypriniformes, Cobitidae. Gene Ontology annotation, molecular function: protein binding; ATP binding; protein tyrosine kinase activity. The record is from RefSeq and is a predicted model, not a curated record.
GUCGCUGCUGUCAAAGCGCCCUGCCCUACCAGUUUUUAAUCUCAUAUGGGUGUCACGGGUUCAGCCGUUUGCUUUCACUCAGGAUCGCGAUAAUCGUAUUCCGCAUAUUCGCACACCGCCAUAAACCGACAAUUUCGUUGGAUUUAUAUGAUCUGUUACCGGAGUAACACCGUCACGUUGUUGCAAUCAAAACGAUGACUCGUGCAGCUGUGCGCGCUCCCAGGCGAUCCCCGUCAUGAGCGCGCACUGAAUGCGCUCGCUGCCUCGUUUCAUGUCGUGUGCUGGAGCCACUCAACAUUAUUGACUAUGGGAUUCUGAGCCUGUUUCAUUCAUACACCGAAAACGAUAAAGCAGACGUCAACCUAAACGAGCAGGGUUUGAUUUACACCACAAUUUUGGGAGUCGACAGGGCCUAGGCCAUGGGUGCAACGAAGAGUAAACCCAAAGACAUAGGCCAGCGUUCCCGUAGUCUAGACGAUGGCACUGGAGGAAACCAUCUCAGUUCAAACCAAUCAAACUUCACGCCCAGCCGGAGCCCGCCGGUGGACGGUACCAGACGUGGCACCCAACCCACCAUCAUCAACGCGGAGCAGGCGCUGUUUGGAGGCGUCAUCUCUACGAACAACAGCAUCACCUCUCCUCAAAGGGGCAUGCUAGCAGGCGGAGUGACCACUUUUGUGGCUUUGUAUGACUAUGAGUCACGCACAGCUUCUGAUUUGUCAUUCAGGAAAGGAGAACGACUCCAGAUUGUCAAUAACACGAGAAAGUUGAACCCCAGGGAGGGUGAUUGGUGGUUGGCUCGUUCACUGACGACUGGAGAAAGCGGCUACAUUCCCAGCAAUUACGUGGCACCGUCUGACUCCAUCCAGGCUGAAGAGUGGUACCUUGGAAAGAUCACACGCAGGGACUCCGAGCGGCUCCUCUUGAGUUUGGACAACAGGAGGGGAACGUUCCUGGUCAGAGAGAGCGAAACCACCAAAGGUGCCUACUGUCUAUCCGUCCUGGACUACGACAACGUCAAAGGCCUGAAUGUCAAACAUUACAAGAUCAGGAAACUGGACAGCGGGGGAUUUUACAUCACAUCACGCACACAGUUCACCACUCUUCAGCAGCUGGUCAACCACUACCGGCAACAUGCCGACGGCCUCUGUCACUGUCUGACCGAUGUGUGUCCAGUACAGAAACCUCAAACCACAGGUCUGGCACGAGACGCCUGGGAGAUUCCACGCGACUCUCUCAGACUGGAUGUCAAACUGGGACAGGGUUGUUUUGGAGAGGUUUGGAUGGGUAAGACUGUUUCUAUCAUAGAUUUCGAACUUCACAAUGCACUUUUUGUACUGAAAUGUGUCCCGUCAGGUACGUGGAACGGUACGACGCGUGUGGCCAUUAAAACCCUGAAGCCUGGCACGAUGUCUCCUGAGGCUUUCCUGCAGGAGGCCCAAGUGAUGAAGAAACUCCGUCAUGAGAAACUCGUGCAGCUGUACGCCGUCGUCUCAGAGGAACCCAUCUACAUCGUCACUGAAUACAUGGGACAAGGAAGUCUUUUAGAUUUCCUGAAAGGUGACAUGGGAAAAAUGCUGCGUUUGCCUCAGCUGGUAGAUAUGGCUUCCCAGAUUGCCUCCGGUAUGGCGUACGUGGAAAGAAUGAAUUAUGUACACAGAGACCUGAGGGCUGCAAACAUCCUGGUGGGUGAUAACCUGGUGUGUAAAGUGGCUGACUUUGGCCUCGCCCGACUCAUAGAGGACAACGAAUACACGGCCAGACAGGGAGCUAAAUUCCCCAUUAAAUGGACGGCACCGGAGGCAGCACUGUAUGGACGCUUUACCAUCAAAUCUGAUGUGUGGUCAUUUGGGGUUUUACUGACUGAGCUGACCACUAAAGGCAGAGUCCCCUAUCCAGGUAUGGUGAACAGGGAGGUUUUGGAUCAGGUGGAGCGCGGGUACAGGAUGCCCUGUCCCGCCGAGUGCCCUGAUUCGCUGCACGAUCUCAUGCUCACCUGUUGGCGCAAGGAGCCCGAAGAGAGGCCGACCUUUGAGUAUCUCCAGAGCUUUCUUGAGGACUACUUCACCUCUACCGAACCACAAUACCAACCAGGAGAAAACCUCUAGAGAUGCCAUCCGGUGUGAGAGCAAAGAAACUAGUCUUGGAAAAAGAUUUGGCUUUGUCUCCAAACAUUCACAGGGAUGACAUACAGAGCCAUCCAAAAGGAAAAUAUAGGCCUCUGUUUAAAAUGCAUUGACUUCUCCCAUCUAAAGCAUCGCUCCCUGUAAUUACCAUUGCAUGUUUUUUCACUUGGACCUCUGCUUUCGUUUAAAAAAAACGAGACGCAGCUUUUCUGCAUCAGUUGCAAGAAAUGCAACCACAAAUUGCUUCUUCAGCCGUGCAGCAGUGACGUUUUUGCGGAUAAUCAUUUCGAGUAAUUUUCAAGGCUCAGUAAUUGAUCUUUAGCUGUUUUUCUUGACCUCAAUGUAUUCAGCCGAUGCUCCAGAUCUGUCAAUCAUGCGUUUGUCUCCUCCCCCCCACAAAACCCUGCUCAUCAUCUCCACUCCUAGCCUCCUUGAUGCUCUUCAUGAACCCACUGACCCUGUUUCGACCAAAUUACAUCAAAGUCAGGGGAAAGGUAUGUGAUGGGCAUCACCGUCGAUCAGACGUCGGGUGCAAGAUUAACGUUAUUCCUGUACAUUUGGGAGACAUUUGUGGUUGUACUGUAAUAAAACAACUAAACAUUUGUUUUACUUCUUUAGUCUGAUGAACAGAUGUUCAGAUUAAUGUCUUCCAAUAGAUAUCCAGGGUCUGUAUUUGAACAAAUGUGGUAUUUUAUGCCUUGUUGUCACUAUGUUAUUCUUUGUGUCAUUCUGGAUCAACUGGAAUAAAAAAAUGUGAUUGGCCAAACACUGGUCACAUGACAUCUUGGCUAUUCAUACAGUAGAUUGGGCGUAUGGACUCGAAUAUUAGAAAUGAAACAUUCUUCCUUUUGAUAUGGACUCAUUAAAAACAAUUAGAUAAUCAUAAAGGGUAUUGUUUUUAUUUGAUUUACAUUUAUUCUUAUAUACUAGUACUAAAAAAACUACUGAUCUAUAUAUAUAAGCAAAGAACACUGUAUAGUCCUACUUUGUGUGCCAAUACAAAAGAAAAAAAGGAAUUUUGUAUCGUUUUAUUAGGUAUAAAAUGUAUUUUUAUUAAUGUCAUUUUUUUGUAUCGAAGAGGUUAAGCAGGCUUUGUAAUUAGAAUUAAAAGAAAUGGUUUACGCAAAAAUGAAAAUGCGUCAUUUGCUUAGGCUUUUCGCUGCUUAAACCUGUAUGAUUUUCCUUCUUCCAUGUUAAACAAAAGUUUACGUUAAGUUUGCUCAACCAUAUUGAGAAAACAGGCGCUAUACACAUAGGGUUGCAAUAUUCCGGGUAUUUUCCAGAAUGAAAACUUUCCAUGGGAAUUAACAGGAAUAUAUGGGAAUAAACUGGGAAUUGUAAAAAAUUUCCUAUAACAGGGAACUUAAAUGAAGUUUAAAAUCUAGUAAAAAUUAUGCAGCACAAUUUUGUUUAAAAACAACAAGAUUUAAUGCAGUUUCAGUUAAAAUAAGGUAGCUAGCUAGCCAGUAAAUCAGAUAUCUAAAUGUAAGCUAGCACUAUUUAAUUGAAAAUGUAUAUGUAAUGCUCUUUCUACAUUUUGCUAGCCAUUUUUUCUGUUAUUAUACAGAAUUACUGUACCACCCAAAAGUUUGGACACAUUACUAUUUUUAAAGGUGCAGUAUGUACAUUUUAGCGGCAUCUAGUGGUGAUGUUAUGAAUUUCAACCGACGUUUCAGUCCACCGUUCACCAAAUACAUAGAGAAGCUACGGUAGGCGCCACCAGACAAACAUGUCAUCUUUGGAGAAAACUUAGUAAAAAAAGUUUGUCCGUUAAGGGCUUCUGUAGAAACAUGGCGGCACAAAAUAGCGACUUCCAUGUAAGGGGACCUCCGGUGUAUGUAAAUAAAAACAUAACGUUUCUUUAUAAAAGGUCUUUAAACAAAAUAUAGAAAAUAUAACUGAAAAUAUAGUUAUUCAUUUUAUAUUGCAUUUCUGUCAAAAGAUCCUUAUAAAAGUUACACACUGCACCUUUAAUGUUUUUGAAAGAAAUCUUUUAUGUUUAUCAAUCCUGCAUUUAUUUGAUUUUAAAAAAUCCUUCAGAAAUCAUUAAUAUUAGAAUGAUUUCUUAAGGAUAUUUGCUCAAAUAAAUCCACGACAGAAUUCUUCAAAAUUUGUAUUACCUUGCAUGCAUGUCUGCUUAUGACCAAAUAAAAUAUUUAUUUAUGUUUGUUUAUGACAUAGUUUAUAUACAUUUUUCAAAAUUUCCAAAUAAUUCCCAUAAUUCCCGUUAAGUUUCCAAUUUGGAAUUUACCGGAAGCUUUCCGCACCUUUGCAACCCAAAUAUAUAUAUAUAUAAAUAUAUAAUAAAGUCAUCAUAUGGGUUUGGCAUGACACUAGGUUAAGUAAAUGACUAAAACUAUUUUUCGAUUGUCGGUUUUGAUGAAUCUAAACAUCAGAUAUGACUGAAAUGACUCCUCAUCAAAACAUGUUAAAUGCAUGAAUUUUAAAUGUUUUGUCUUAUUAUAAUGUUUUGGCUUUUUUUAGACAAAUUAUGACACCCAAAGUUGUCAUGUUAUAUGCAAAAUAACCAUUAUUAUAACUUUUAUCUCCCUCUUUAAGAUAAACAGUAGGGUAACAAUUUUAAGUUUAUUGACACUUCAUCCUUGGGUAUUUAUGUAUUAAUGUAGAAAGCCAUGAACCCAAUCUGUAGUACGUUCACAUCAGAAUUAACAAUGAUAUUUAGUUAUACCGAAUGCCACCACUGACCUGAAACCUGUCAAGCAUGCUAAAGCAAAUGCCCAAAAAUAAUUACUGCUGAGACAAUGUGGAAUGAAUUUUAAUGUAGGGAUGUUUAACUGGUAAUGAUAAUGAUUGCAUUGAGAAUGGUCUGGCACUGUGAAUUGUGGGUAAUGUCAGGUGAUGAUGAGAAUGCAGGCAUGCAGGUGUUAUCGUGGUACUUUGCUGGUGGAUGUGAUCUCCACUGAUACCCGUCAAUAUACUGUAAAUACUUUCUUAUGGUUACUGUAAAUAUUCUUUUCAUAUUUAUUCAUAUAUGUCAUGGAUUAUAAUCAUCUGAUCUUUGUUUUUCCCUUAAAAUCAAUGUUAUGUGUAGACUGUUUGCCCCAACAAAUCCAGAUUUUUCAGAAAUGCAAUGCAAAUUAUUAUUCAUCUUCGGUUAGACGUGCUUGCUUGUGUAACACUGCAUAAGUUAGUCCUGCUGAGUGAGCCAAUCACAUGAGCUGAUCACGAUUGGUCUUUAUUAAGACGGCAUAUUCGUAUUAAAUGUGACUCGUGUCAAAUUUAAGUAUUGGGAGCAACUUUAAUUUGAUCUUUUAUCUCGCAACUCUUGUUUUUCAGUAAAUGUGCUGUUGUUAUGACUGCAAUGUUAAACUGCACUGUAUGCAUCGCUCUGAUGAAUGUACAGUAAUGUGAGACGAUGGACUGAGGAUAUUUGAUGAGAAAUGAGCUGACAUGCUGUUAACAAAAAAGUAGCAAAGCAAAUCAUCACAAAUUACAAUAUAUAAGUACAUUUCAUUGUUAGAUCUCCAAGUACACGCACUAUUAGUGCAAUUCGUAUGUCUCGAGUAUUCAAACUAUGCAGUUCCCUUUCUGUAUUUUAACUGCAUUUGGUCUGAAUUGUACAGUUCUGCAACAUCAUGGCCUGUUUCAAAAUAAAAAUAACACUGUAAUGAAAUUUGUACUUUAAAAUAUAAGACAGUUUUUUUUUAAGUGCAAUAAACUGUUUCUGAAACUUG